AUGCACACCCUGUCCACCAUUAGCGAACGAGUCCUUGUCUUCGCGAACGCGAAGAAAUCUAAAUCUGAUUCUCAUUCUUUCAAUGAACUUGCCUCUUGUCAGUUCAGUUCUUCAGCUACUGAUAUAAUCAUAGACAUGAAUGGUAAAGUUCAGACCAAAGAAUUCAAGAAUCUAAAUGCAGGCUAUGAUACCAUUUCAGAACUUGACCUCCCUCCAAUUCUUACCAAACAUUCAAAAUCUUCUAAGUUCAGAAAUCUUGAUUCAAAACAGGUCAGUGUUAAGACUCGAAAAGAUAAAGAAGCUAAAUAUUUCUCCAACUCUUUUGGUGUAAAGCUACGAACAAAUUCUACUAAAAGAGCAAGCAAGAAAAUUAGUGUGUCGUUAAAAAAGCGGUCGAAGCCAAAGAAGGAGAGCUUUUCAGCUGAGAGUUUUGCAAUAGUGAAAACUUCAACUGAUCCUGAAAAGGAUUUUAGAGAAUCUAUGAUAGAGAUGGUUGUUGAGAACAAUAUCAAGGCAUCAAAAGACUUGGAAAAUCUUCUUGCUUGUUACCUUUCACUGAAUUCAGAUGAAUAUCAUGGACUUAUUAUCAAAGCAUUUCAAGAAAUCUGGUUCAACUUUCCUGACCUUCACUUGUAA
Molecule: messenger RNA, 636 nt
Organism: Nicotiana tabacum (common tobacco)
Lineage: Eukaryota; Viridiplantae; Streptophyta; Magnoliopsida; Solanales; Solanaceae
Product: transcription repressor OFP3-like
Biological process (GO): negative regulation of DNA-templated transcription
Molecular function (GO): DNA binding
Source: RefSeq, a predicted model, not a curated record